This is a messenger RNA of Exophiala aquamarina CBS 119918, 1716 nucleotides long. RefSeq lists its product as uncharacterized. Gene Ontology annotation, biological process: phenylalanyl-tRNA aminoacylation. The record is from RefSeq and is a predicted model, not a curated record. The transcript has a single exon. Gene Ontology annotation, cellular component: cytoplasm; mitochondrion. Gene Ontology annotation, molecular function: phenylalanine-tRNA ligase activity; ATP binding; tRNA binding. The coding region runs from base 1 to 1716 and encodes 571 amino acids. NCBI's taxonomy places the organism in Eukaryota, Fungi, Ascomycota, Eurotiomycetes, Chaetothyriales, Herpotrichiellaceae.
AUGCGACUUCUCAAGACAGGAGCGUUUGUGCGGCAAGUGCGAUCUGCCCGCACCUGUCGCAUAGCUCAUUCUUCCUCCUCUCCCUCUAACAGCGCUCGCCUCACUCCUCCCCCUUCAGCUGUCCGAUGGUCGAGCAUCCAGGCCGCUCCUCAGUCUCAAUCUUUUCCUGAACAAUCGGUCGAUCCUUCUCGAGAAGUUGACCCUGCAAAGACCGCCGCUCAAUCCUCUUUGUCCCACCCUUCCGAAACAGACACUUUCAAACAGCACCUUCAAAAUCUAGGAAAAGAAAACCAAAUUAUACACGAGUCUAGAGAGUCAGGUUCUCUCAUCCUAGGCAAGCCCUAUGUGUUUGACUACACUACAAAUGUCCCCCAAUCCAUCCUCGAUCUUGUUGGUCGCAAUUUGUACGACAACCCCGAUCAUCCUCUCUGCAUCACCCGAAAAUUGAUCGAAUCAUGCUUUCCAUCUCCCGAGUUCAACCAUUUCAUCCAAGGAGACCCAAUUGUGACCGUGCAAGAGAACUUCGAUGUCUUGGGAUUUCCUCAAGAUCACCCUGGCCGUUCCAGAACUGACACCUACUACGUCAACUCGUCUCAUCUUCUGAGGACCCAUACCUCUGCCCAUCAACAUGCCGCCUUCAAAUCUCUCGCUCUCGAGGAUUUUACGUCCGGCUACACCAUCUGUGCCGAUGUCUACCGCCGUGAUAGCAUCGACAAGAGCCACUUCCCUAUCUUCCACCAAAUGGAGGGCGCAAAGGUCUGGGCUCUCGAUGGCAACAUUACUCAAACCAGAUAUAACCGAAUGCUUGCGCGCCAGCAGACUAUCUCAAACGAUUUGGCGAACCUUCCAAAACCUGAAUUUCUCCAGACAGAGCGCAACGCUCAUUUCGACCCCAAGACAAACCCUGUACAAAAAGAGCAUGAUCGAGAUGAGACUAUUCUGUUAGUUAGUCACCUCAAACGCAGCCUUGAGCUCCUUAUUGAAACCGUCCUCCGCGCCGCCCAAGCUGCCUCCGCCCGCAAGGCCGUCGCGAAUGAACCAAUAAAAGCACGCUGGAUUGAAGCCUACUUCCCUUUUACAUCUCCUUCUUUCGAGAUUGAGGUCCAAUGGAACGACACUUGGCUCGAGUUGCUAGGUUGUGGCAUCGUACAGCAGCCCAUCCUGACCCAAGCCGGCUUACGUGAACACGUCGGCUGGGCAUGGGGUCUAGGUGUCGAACGUUUCGCUAUGCUGCUGUUUGGUAUCCCCGACAUUCGACUAUUCUGGUCUACGGACCGCCGAUUUUUGAAACAAUUCUGUCGCGGUAGAAUCACCCAGUUUGAACCCUUCAGCAAAUAUCCAGCUUGUUACAAGGACAUUGCUUUCUGGAUUAGCCCUACCCCGGCCACCGGUACACCUAUGAAUGCUAAUCCAGUAUCUUCAGGUGUAGCUGCAGCAGCAGGAGGUGACUCAACAAAAGCAUCUCUGGCCGAGACUCAACCUGCCGCCUUCCACGAGAACGACAUCAUGGAGGUGGUACGUGAUGUGGCUGGCAACCUGGCAGAAGAUGUCACCUUGGUCGACGAAUUCGUGCAUCCGACCAGUGGCCGAAAGAGUGUUUGCUACCGAAUCAAUUACCGCAGUCUGGAGCGAACUUUGUUGAAUGACGAGGUCAACGCUUUACAUGAUGAAGUUGCCAAAAGAAUUGUCGGAUUACAUGGUGUCGAGUUAAGAUGA